Messenger RNA from Rhopilema esculentum, 7645 nucleotides. RefSeq names its product rapamycin-insensitive companion of mTOR-like. The record is from RefSeq and is a predicted model, not a curated record. Gene Ontology annotation, molecular function: protein serine/threonine kinase activator activity. Gene Ontology annotation, cellular component: TORC2 complex. Lineage: Eukaryota; Metazoa; Cnidaria; Scyphozoa; Rhizostomeae; Rhizostomatidae. Gene Ontology annotation, biological process: positive regulation of phosphatidylinositol 3-kinase/protein kinase B signal transduction; TORC2 signaling.
UCCAUUGGUGUGCGUCGGAAUUCUCGAAAGUGGAAGAGAGUCUUUAUACAAAUGGCGCAGAUCUCGGCAUCAGUCCGAAUAGAUUGGGGUGUAUACCUAAAGGGUUGUUGGCAAAAUUUCUUAAAUCAGCUAUAAUCGGAGGAUAUGAGUGCUAGUAGGAGCCCAGCAUGACCUGCACAAGUCUUAAAACCCCGACUUGAUUGAUCAACUGUUGCUAGCGAGGGCCAACACUUCCCGAAAAGCUCUGUUGCACCCGCUGAUUGUAAACGGAAGAGCACGAAAUAAAGAAACAAAACAAUCAUGAAGAAAUUCAAACGAAGAAGUUUCACUGGAUCAGCUUCACGGCUUGAACAACAAGAAGAAGCACCUCCUCUUGAUAAACAAAAAGAUCCUGCAGAGAACAUGAGAGAGCUUUUAACUGAGAUAACAAGAAAAGAGCAAAUGGCAACUGGAAAAAGAAUGGGAUACCUUGAAAAUUUUGUACAGCUAGUGCGUUGCCUGGCUCCUAGCACAGAUUUUGGUUUGUCAUUGAAAGAAAUCGUUAUGUGCUUAAAAGUUGCAUUCGUGAGCCCUGCGAAGGAGAUUCGCGCCGCAAGCCUUAGAGCAUUACGUCAUCUGCUCCAAACACCGGAGCAAGCGAAAAUUGUUAUCAAUCAAAGAAUGGAUAUAUUCGUGUCACGGUCGAUGGAUCUGCAGCCUGCGAUGGAAGUCGAGCGGGUUCAAGCAUUGAAACUUGUAAGAAAGAUGAUCUACCUUUGUCCAGAAGAAUUCCCCAUGAGCUUAGCAAUGUCUUUAGCAGCAAUAAGUGCAGAUAUGUCACAAAAUCGAGACCGGAUGUCAAGAGCUUGUCUCGCAACAUUAUGUGAGCUGGCUAUCAAAAACAUAAAGAUCGCCUCAUACUGUGGAGCUGUCAAUGUCAUUAUCAGCAACAUUCUAGAUUGCCCGAUUCCACGCAUGAACGAAUCCUUGAUUGUCACCUUGCUUUACCUUUUCAACACGCCAAAAAACAGGUGUUAUGUCCGAAGAAGUGUCGGACUCGAGGCUAUUCUUGCUCCGUUCACUGAUCUUUAUUAUCGACAUAAUUCGGACAUUCCAGACAACGCUAUCAUAGAAGAUCAAAAGGGUAGGAUCGAGGCGGCAAAAUUGGCACUAGUAACAAUAUUUCGGAGUUGGCCAGGAAUCAUUUGCAUGUGUGACGCUGAAGGUAACGGAUUAGAAUCCCUUAUGGGUGUUUUCCGUCUCCCGAAUACUGAUGUUAGGGCAGGAAUCAUCGAGACUUUGUUUCAAGUUUUCUGCUUGCGUAUGCCAGUUCUAACCGAUGACUUUAUUGAAGCUUUGAACAGUUGUGAUCCAUCACACAUCCAGUACACCUGGAAGCUCUGCGAAGGGUUCAUCGUUGAAGAGGCUUUGUCCCUCCUUAAACACAGAGCUUCAGGAAACAGGACAAAUCUCGUUCAAAGUUACGUGGCGCUUGUUUUAAAUGCAUUCAUUGACGCAGAUCUGCUUGAGAGCCUGGUUGAAGUGAUAACAACAAGUGAUGACAAGUUGUCCAUCAGGGCAACAAUUCUUUUAGGUGAACUCCUUCAUAUGGCAAAUACCUUGCUACCCCCUGAAUGCAGUGGGAGCUGCAGCGGGCAUACACACUGUUUGCCUACAUUAAUGUCACUUGCUACAAACCUUGAGGUUUCAUCAUCAAAACGGGGGAAGGCAAGUGCAGCUAUUGGAUAUCUCGACCAGAUUCACCAAGUCAAAAAACGGGGUACCAUUCCUUGCAGUUUGUUUUUGGAACAAAUCCUCUCCCAGGCAAACAAUCCUCAGGGGAAGUCAUCAAAAAGUUCAAAGGAAAAAUCUGAUCAAACAAUUUUGCGGGUAUGCCGUAACGACAGUGAAGAUAUUCUGUCUGCUAUCAAAGAAUCUCAAGUGUUAACUGUCAACGAAUUCUUAGCUGAGUGGGACUGGGACCUAAUCAGUGCAGUUCUUGACUCUCCGAAGCUCUCAAUUAAACGCCAAGAGGAUCCAACACACAUAAAAUUCGUGCGUCGACUGCUGCAGUUUUACAAGCCCUCUAACAAGCAGUAUUGCCUAAUAGAAGUAGGAAACACGAGUGCAAGAAAGCUAUCAGAAGUUGGCCUAGAGUUGAUUGAUUUCCUGUUAAGAAGGGAAGAGCAACCAGACGGAAAGCGCUUGUUGUUGGAACUUGUGCAAGAAAUUAGCGAUGGCCUAACAGAGGCAACUUCAACUGGUCACAUGAUGGGAGUAUUCUGCUCAAGCAGCAUAAACGAUACACUUGCUAGAGAUUAUUUUCUUUUCAUUGGAAGGCUGUCGUCGACACAUUUAGGCACGCGAUGCUUGGAGAGGUCAUCUGGUGUUUUCCAACACCUUUUAGAAAUAUGCAGCAUGAAAGAACGAGAAAAGAUGUUGAAGCUGAUUCUUGCCAGUUUUGAUUAUGGAAAGGAUGGCAUAGCACGGGUUAUUCUUGCAAAAGCAUUGACAGCAGCCCCGUUGGCCUCUUCAAGACUAUACGCAACAAGGUUUAUGCGGGUUCUUCUCAGAGCUAAAACACAAUAUUUCAGCAACUGGGGCAUGGAAUUACUUACCAAUCAACUUUACGAUCAGGCAUCCGAGGUUGUUGCAGAGGCAAUAGAUGUCCUACAGGAAGCAUGUGAAGACGAGGCCAAUCUACAAAGACUGAUCGAAAUUCGACCUGCAUUAUUACAUCUCGGGGAAAAAGGUGUAAUUCUGCUAGUCCGGUAUUUGUCUGUUUCUCGUGGCUUCACCUAUUUAUCAGAAGUAGACUAUGUUGAGCCAUUGCUAAAGGUCUGGAAAUUGUCUUAUAAUCUGGAGUACGUUCAUUGGAUUGAAAACGAACUGGGAGAGGCACUCACGCUAUUCCAAAAGCUGGCUGACAACGACAACUAUAUUCGGCGUUCGUUAAAUGACAGACUAUCCAAUAAAGAUGUAUUUGUCAUACCACAUCUUUAUGGCGAGUUGGCUCAACAUCGAAUGGGUAUUAAACUAAUACAAGACAAGGGAUUCUUGAAAGAUUCCAUCAACACCAUCUUAUAUUAUUCUCUGGAAACAGCGAAGGAUAUACUAAACAUGAAGGCUGCACUAUGGGCGUUGGGCCAUAUCGGAUCAACUAGCUGGGGCGUCGCCUUAAUCAACCCAGUUCCUAGACUUACGACUCCAACUGACACAAAUUUCGACGACGAUGACAGUGUGUUAGAGGAUGAUUACAUUGACAUUAUAAAAGAAGUUGUCCAACUGGCGCAGGAGUGUGAGGUCUUGACUGUUCGAGGAACCUGCUUCUAUGUGCUUGGUCUUAUUGCAAAAACAUCACAAGGUGCAGAUCGCCUAGAAGAGCUUGGCUGGGAAUGUGUGAGGCAUCGAGGAGCAGAAACAUGGCCUGUCAUUGAACAGGAGGUUGCUUACCUAGCCGAUGAUUAUAUGAGUGAGGAGGAAUGCGUUGGGAGCGAGUCGGGUGACGAGGCAGAUGAAAAUCAGAACGGUGCAAGCUCGACCUCAGCAAAUGAUCGUUACGGGGGUGUCUACAUGGGCGAUGAAGUUUCAGAUUUCUGUGAGCCGUAUCAUACAGAAGCGUUUGAAUAUACCCGGAUAACACUGGGUGAAGACAGAAAAGGCAAGGGGAAAAAGCGAAGCCCUGAAGAUGAAAAACUAAGUGAGCAAGACGAGAAGCGAGCAAAUUCAGAUUUCAAAACGCGUACGUUCAAUAUUGAUGAUUCUGGAAAUUUCACGGAGCAGUCAGUAAGCUUGAUGAGUGGCCUAGAGCGUAUUGUUGGCUCAGGUACUACUGCAAGCAUUUAUUUAGGCGGGGAGGAUACAGCGGUGUUUUCCAAGCAAGAUUCGCGCGAAAACUUGAUGCAAACGCUUGCAAACUUGGAAAAGCAGCAGUCCUCAAGGUCAAGCAGCAGUGAACCGAAUCUUUCUAUGUUUUCAAAAAGCACGCCGAAGAAAAACGGCAUUGAUAUUCGUGAGGCAACGAAGGAGACAAGAAGCGUUUAUGGAGAGGGUGGAAUCUACCUGGGUGAGGAGGAAAUUGAGGAAGAGCCGAGAAAUGAAAGAGAGGAGCUUUUGUUUGGAAGCAAAUGGUUUGCACCGAAAGCACAAGACGAGCGGGAGCCGCCGCAGAAGGAAAACGCCCAAGGAAGCGCAAGACCACAGCGUUUUGAGAAAAUGUUUUCAAGUGAGCUUCAGUUAGACAACUUACGACCCAUCCGUGAAGUAGACAGCAAAGAAAAUAUCCCUGAUAAUUUGAGAAGUCCUACGAAAGACGAAGUCGAUGGAUCUAUCGCACAAACUGUUAAAAAAUCUUCUUUUAUUGAUAUCCAAGGUCAGAAUGGAAGAGAACAGAACGGCAACGAAAGAGAGUCAUUUUCUAUGCAACCUGAUUCUUACACAAGUCAGUAUAGUAGCUUGCCAAGUGAGAAUAGUUCUAGUAGACAAAGUCCGAUUGAUUUCCGUCGAAGCAGCAGCCUCGAGAUUAACGGGAAUGAUGAUAAACGAGGCCGAAGUCUUAGUCUGCCCGCACGAAAAGACUCACUAACCAGCACGCCAGGUUCACGAAGCGCAAGUUUCUCCGGUGUUCCGCAAAAUAUCCCUGCACUGCUGCAUGGUCGAUCCGAAAGUGAUCCGGGAAUGAGUGGUGACUCGCAUGCAGAAAGCUUUAGUAGUCAAGACAGCGAAAAGGAGAGGCUUGCUGGUAGACGGAUAAAAUCUGGAAUGAAAUCGAAAGAGGCGUCAGUCAUUAACGAACGACGGAUAUGUCCUGAUCCUACUUCAAAAUUAGGUCUUAGAGAACGCAGUGACAGCGACGAACGACGCUCAAAGAACUAUUUGCUGGAUGUGAGCACCGCAUCAAGAAAAGUAAGGCGGCCGCGCGGAAAUACAUUCACGCUUAGUGUAAGCCCAGCGUCUUUUAGAGUUGGGUCGGUUUCAAGUUAUUGCGAAUCGCCGGUUGUUGCAUCAGCAAGAGACGGUUUGGGUUACGCUGCGUGGACUACACUCCGUAAACAACGAACGUUUAGAAAGGAAAUUGAUCUGAAGAUUCAGCAGUCGAGUGCUGUAAGUCCUUACCGGCAAAUUAUGGAAAGACGAAACCAUAGGCGAGGAUAUAGUUCAUCAUUCAGCACAACUGAUUUCCCGCGCAUUAACCAUCACGUCAGCAUUCCUUCUUCCUUGUCUCAACUGCCAUACAUUGUCACGAGGCGGCACUUCAGUAACACAACAUCGAUAAGCAGCACAGGCAGUGAAAACUUUCCUGCAGCAACAACAACUGAACCAGCAGUCAACACUGACGAUUAUGUUGGGAGAUGCAUUCCCAUUCAAUUGUACGACAUUCUGCGGCUAAACGCAUACGAGUACAAAGGCUCUUGGGCUGCGAACUUCGAUCAAGAAGGGGAAGAUUGUGGCAAAGUAGUGGGGGAAGAUUUUCCUCACAUCGAGGGUCGAUGUCUGCAUUGCCUCACAUUAUCAAGAUCUUCUUCGCGCAAUUCAGUGAAGUCACGGAAAACCCUAAAGGAAAAAGAUGAAAGAAAGAACUCAAACAACCUCCGAGAUCGAUCAGAAAACGAGUUUCCUAAGAAAAAAUUUUCAGCGUCUUCACUUCCCCAGAUUGAUCCUCAAUCGGAAGACAGAAUUCUUGUUCACAAAGAGGUUCUUCGACUGAUUGUAAACCUCAGCAGUUCCGUUGCAUCGAAAGCUUCUCAACAGGGACUAAUAACGCUCAAAGACCAGUACCCAUGGGCAUUCGAAGACCUUUGCCUGUAUUCCCAGAUGAUGGAUCAAUUAGGCACGUACACUUUCCGCCUAUCUAUGCGAAGGUUCAUUCAGGCAAUGUUUGAAAAUAUCAACUACAUCUCGGUUUUCCAUCAAGCGGAUGCCAUUCUUGGUCGCACAGGAGAUCGAUGAUAAGAUUUGCAGUGUUGUUUAUGGCAGUGAUAAUUUUUCGAGGAGGCAGUCAAGUGCCUGGAUAUAAAAUGCGUUGGCAGAAAAGGUGCGAGAAGCUGGUUGCUAGAGCUUCUAGGAAGGAAGUUAUAAUUCAUAAGAUCGACAAACGAAAAUGUAUACCUAUUUAACUAGAAUUAAAAUACAAAAAACGCAAACGGUUGCCUUGCAGCUUGUUUUCCCAAGCUGCAUGUAUUUCUAUGCUUAUUUUGAUAUUCUGAGUGCGUAUAUUUUCUCCUUUUGCCUCAAAUUUUUGGCAUAUCGUUGACGUCUAAUUAAGGACCAGUUUCUAAAGUAGCAGAAUACCUUUAUUUGAAACUUAGCCGAAAUGCCUUCAGAGUCAAAGGAUAGUGCCUCCUUUAGUACAAUGCAAUACCCCCUUGUGACCAGAGCCCCCUUUCCAAAAUAAAAUAAUUUCAUUUCCAUUACAACCGGCUGGUAGGUUUUACCAAGCAGAUAGAAUUUUCGGAAUGAUCGAUGCAUGCCUCGUUGUCAUGUUCCAGUGCAUAACUGACAUGGUUGUUUGAAGUUACGUCAUUUGAGUUUAUGCAGGCUGAUAGUAAAUUUUUUGCCUUGAUCACAUGUUAAUUGUUUGCCUCGAUGACAUUUAACUUUGACUUGCUACAAAAGUAUUGCCAAUUCACAGCUCUUGAUAUUGUAAAAUAACUUUUGUUUACGUAGAUUUUCCAUUGUGCAGAACAAAUAUUUUUACCUUUACAUAAUUUUUUUGUUAUGAAUUCCAUCCUUAAUGCUUUAUUUUUCGAGUGUCCAAAGUCAGUAGUCGCAUGUGAUUUAAUUGAGUUAUUUCCAUUUUUCGCAUAUAAUUCCACCCCUUCAUAAUGACACUGCCGCGCAGCUAGUUCCUUUAAGACGUGCUAAAUUGUCAUCUUUCAAAAAUAUUUUUCGUUCUUAAUCCUGGUGGCUGAAAAUCUGAAGAACAAAAUUUUCAACUCAAAGGACAUGUCUUCAUUGCACCACGUAUUAACUAAAUAUAUUGCAUUUUGCCAGGAUUUCUCUCGACUUUAACUUUUCGGUCGUAAAAAUGGAAAUUUGUCUGGAGAAAAAAAUCCUCUUCCUCAGUGCUGAUAACUUGCUCUUGUGUGAAGCAUUUUUGUUGGUGAUUUGAUUAAUAUGAUAUUCUCCCCCUUUUUUUCCUUUGAAAGUUAAAGAGAGCAAGAAACUCCAGGCAGUGAUUUAUGAGCUUGAUAGUCCUAAGCGAAUUAGGUUCGUCAAGGAGAUCAAACCUUUGAUACAGAUUCAACAUAGACAGAUAGACAGAAGUUGUUUCUAUUCAACCCCUUUUCCACUAAUAAGGAUCAUUUAUAGAAACAAAAAUAAAUUACGAAAAUGAUUUAAGCUUGGUAUAAUUUGGUAAAGAUUUACAUGGCAAAAGACAGCCGCCUUGAUAAAAUAUUCUUUUCUCUUGAAGUAAAGAUACUAAAGUUAAGUGGCUCCACAUUUUCCAAUAUAUUAACUUGGAAUUAAAGGCCAUAAUGGACUGGUGAAAGUUCUAUAUAGAAUCUCAAAAAUGAGUGUGAAUUAACAUCACCGGCAGAAUAAGAUAAUCUUAGCAAUGAAAUUAUUCUUUAACAUUAAAAAAGAGAAUUAGAUUUGUGUGAAUUAAUGGUUUCCGGUAACUUUUUGCACGCUACCAUCAAAUUUUGAUAAAGGAUUCAUAAAA